AUGAAGGGCCGGCGGCGCUGGAGGUGGCGCUGGCAGCACCGGCGCUUCGCGCUGGGCUUGGCGCUCUACACGCUGCUGCUCCUGCUGCUGGUGUCCUACUUGCUGGACUACGGAGCCGGCGGGAGGGGGCGCGCGGGCGAGGAGCUGCUGCUGCCCCGCCGCUGCCCCAGCCUGGCGGAGGCGCUGGGGGACUGGGGCUGGGAAGAGCAGCGGCAGCAGCAGCAGCAGCCGCCGCCGCCCGCCGAAGCCGCGGCGGCCGGCCCGGACGCGGCGCCGAACGGGACGACGGGCGCGGCCGGGCCGGGCAGCCGCGCGGGGGGAAAGCGGCACAUUUACCUGCACGCCACCUGGCGCACCGGCUCGUCCUUCCUGGGCGAGCUCUUCAACCAGCACCCGGACGUGUUCUACCUGUACGAGCCCAUGUGGCACCUGUGGCAGGCGCUCUACCCGGGCGACGCGCUGAGCCUGCAGGGCGCGCUGCGGGACAUGAUGCGCUCGCUGUUCCGCUGCGACUUCUCCGUGCUGCGCCUGUACGCGUCGCCGCCCGGCCCCCGCGACCCGCUCGCGCUCUUCCCGGCCGCCGCGCCUGAGGGCAGCCCGCGCAACCUCAGCACGGCCAGCAUCUUCGGCUGGCGGACCAACAAGGUGAUCUGCUCGGCGCCGCUGUGCCCCGACGCGCCCCGGCCCCGCGCCGAGGUGGGCCUCGUCGACGGCGCCGCCUGCGAGCAGAGCUGCCCGCCCCGGGCGCUGCGGGAGCUGGAGGCCGAGUGCCGCAAGUACCCGGUGAUGGUGAUAAAGGACGUGAGGCUGCUGGAGCUGGGCGCGCUGCUGCCGCUGCUGCGCGACCCCGACCUGGACCUGCGCGUCGUCCAGCUCUUCCGCGACCCGCGCGCCGUGCACAACUCGCGCCUGAAGGCCAAGCAGUCGCUGCUCCGGGAGAGCAUCCAGGUGCUGCGGAGCCGCCACCGCGCCGAGCCCCGGGGACUCCUCCGUCGGCAGCUGCUGCUGCCGCCCGCAGCCGCGGCCCUGGCCGGCGUCGGCGGCGUCCGGGCGCACCAGCAGCACCGCGCGGAGUUCUUUCUGGGCGGCGCCCUCGAGGUGAUCUGCCAGGCCUGGCUGCGCGACCUGCUGCUGGCGCGGCGCGCCCCGGACUGGCUGCGCGCCCGCUACACGCAGCUGCGCUACGAGGACCUGGUGCUGGAGCCGCGCGCCACGCUGCGCCGCCUGCUGCGCUUCGCCGACCUGCCCUCGCCGGCCGCCCUCGAGGACUUCGUGCUCAACAUGACGCGCGGCGCCGCCUACUCCUCCGAGCGGCCCUUCCUCAUCUCCGCCCGCGACGCGCGCGAAGCCGUCCACGCCUGGCGGGAGCGCCUCAGCCGCGAGCAGGUGCGCCAGGUGGAGGCUGCCUGCGGCGAGGCCAUGGACCUCCUCGCGUACCCGCUCAGCGGCGAGGAGGGCGGCCGGCGCGAGGCCAUCGGGGGGCGCCCGAGCGCUCCUCCACGCCCAGGCUAAUUGGCUGGAAGCUGACAUAUCACACAGGGAAUGGAAAGGAGCUAUGCAUUCCAUAGACACUGGAAACAUCAGUCAAUUGCGAUGUCUACUGUAAAUCCUGCAUGGCAGCAGAAGAAAUGGACUAGCUUUAUGGAAAAGGACAUUAUAAAGAGAAUUUCCCAUAAGGAAAAUAACAUGGUGCAAUAUGACAACUGUGGCCCUCCACUUUUGAAGUGCUUUAUAUUUCAUCUUAAAUCUACCAGUAGUGUGUUGUCAAUUGUAAUGGUACUGCUUAUGACAAGACCUUUACACGCACACACACACACACACACUGUCAGUACUUGGACAAUCAUCUACUGUGUGAAGUGCAACACAAGUAUAAAUGUGUUUAGAACUCUUUCCACUUCCUGUUAAUGUCACAUGGAGGAAAAUUCAGCACAACACCGAGAUUCAAAGCUCACACUAUUAGUGGUAUAGGGUAAAUGGUUGAUGUGUUAGUAGUUAUGAAGAAAUUUACACACACUCUGUCCUUCCUUUUUCUCCUCUCUCCCAUUUGACUUUGUUUCUUAAAAUUAAGUUUAUCUGUAAUGAACAUGAUCUUAGCAGUAAUGUGACUCACCAAGUGAAAACUGCUGAUGAAAAGCUAGACACAGCAACUGUAAACCAUUUCUUUUUAUUAUAAAUGCUCAGGCUGCGACACAUCUGCUGAAACACAAAAUUCCCCAUCCAGCUUAUUUAAGAAAAAAAUACAGUAAUGGAGAAUAAGUAAAUUGAAUUUAAACUGACAUCCUGUUGACCAAUAACUGAACUGAAACUGGCCUUCAGAUGUCAGAAAGUCCACAAGGCAAAUCUAAAUUUGAGAAGAGGCUUUCAUUAUUCAAAGUAAAGCUACAUAUUCUGUAACUGAGGAUCCAUUUUUAAAAGUAACUUUUUCCUUUUAACGGAGGAUUAAUUGAUGAACAUGAGUUUGCCUGCUAAAUUCUCACCAGAGCACCUACUUGGGCUUUUAAGGUACCCAACCACAGAAGUGGUCUCCACUGACAGGUAAGUGUGGUCUUCUCAGGUUAUCUUACUCUGUUCCAGAAUUAGCAAGACAGUAGAUACUUCCAGACAGAAAUCUAGUAUUGCCAGUCAGAAGGGAUUAUGCACCUGUUCUGUCUUUUCCUCCAUAACAAAUUGUCUGUGAUAAGAAAAAGAUGGAAGAUGUGAUAUAUUUGCAAAUGGAAGAUGAUAUCUACCCUCUUCCCCAGUGAAUUGGUGAGAGCAGUGGUGUGACUGAAGUCUCAUCUAGCCUCAAAGUUUACAAAAUAGGUUAAAACCAGGACCAGCCUUUUAGGAUGUAUCAGAUGCUUUUCAGCUAGGUCUCCAAGCUGUGUGCCUAGCUUUUCACUUGAAUUGCAACAUGGUGACAGACUGCUAAUCUUUGCAGUCUUCUAGAACAAAUAUUCUUAACUGUGUUAACCACAGUCAAAUAUACCUCUAUUAUUGCAAACAAGGCACAGUCAUACUCAGACUUAGUUAGAAAUUGAGUGUAGAAAUAAGGCUGCAGCACUUGCUCUGUCUUAUGCUGUUGUUGAGUAGAGAUUACUCAGAAACGAGUGUAAGUAAGAUUGAAGCCAUAGACUUUCACCAUGGGAUGGUCUUUCUUUCUUUCUUUCUUUCUUUCUUUCUUUCUUUCUUUCUUUCUUUCUGUACUGUGGUAGGAUCAUUAUGGAACAAGUUCAUAUUUCAGUAAUUAACAAGUACAGACCUUAACCUAAUUUGACUAUAGAUCAAGCAGUGCUUGUUCUUUGAUGUUCAAUAGGCACCAAAUUCACCAACUAAAUACAGUGAAUCUCACAAAAUAAAACAGUGUACUAUUCCA
Messenger RNA from Varanus komodoensis (Komodo dragon), 3355 nucleotides. RefSeq names its product carbohydrate sulfotransferase 7 (gene CHST7). NCBI's taxonomy places the organism in Eukaryota, Metazoa, Chordata, Lepidosauria, Squamata, Varanidae. Gene Ontology annotation, cellular component: Golgi membrane. The coding region runs from base 1 to 1512 and encodes 503 amino acids. The record is from RefSeq and is a predicted model, not a curated record. The transcript has 2 exons. Gene Ontology annotation, biological process: carbohydrate metabolic process; N-acetylglucosamine metabolic process. Gene Ontology annotation, molecular function: N-acetylglucosamine 6-O-sulfotransferase activity; chondroitin 6-sulfotransferase activity.